This is a messenger RNA of Nylanderia fulva, 870 nucleotides long. It is a transcript of the gene Prosalpha2, whose product is annotated as proteasome alpha2 subunit. The record is from RefSeq and is a predicted model, not a curated record. Gene Ontology annotation, biological process: ubiquitin-dependent protein catabolic process. Gene Ontology annotation, cellular component: proteasome core complex, alpha-subunit complex; proteasome core complex. Lineage: Eukaryota; Metazoa; Arthropoda; Insecta; Hymenoptera; Formicidae.
AGUUGACGAGCCUUCUCGACAUUCGUUUCGCGAGUGCUUCGUAUUGUUGCAAAGUAAUAGUCAUGGCUUCGGAGCGGUACAGUUUUUCGUUAACGACUUUCAGUCCAUCGGGCAAAUUAGUACAGAUAGAAUAUGCCUUGGCCGCUGUAGCAGCUGGUGCACCAAGUGUGGGUAUCAAGGCGUUGAACGGCGUCGUUCUGGCUACUGAGAAUAAGCACAAAUCUAUCCUCUAUGAUGAGCACAGCGUUAGUAAGGUUGAAAUGAUCACAAAGCACAUCGGCAUGGUCUAUAGCGGCAUGGGUCCAGACUAUAGAUUAUUGGUGAAACAAGCACGAAAAAUGGCACAACAGUAUCUUCUGGUUUAUCGGGAACCUAUCCCAACUGCGCAGCUGGUGCAACGUGUUGCGAUGGUCAUGCAAGAAUACACACAAUCUGGAGGUGUCAGGCCCUUUGGAGUGUCCCUUCUGAUUUGUGGUUGGGACAAUGACAGGCCCUAUCUAUUCCAAUGUGAUCCAUCUGGCACGUAUUUCGCAUGGAAAGCAACUGCAAUGGGUAAAAAUUUCAUCAAUGGCAAAACAUUCCUCGAAAAGAGGUAUAGCGAGGAUCUGGAAUUGGAUGAUGCUGUUCACACUGCCAUUCUGACGCUGAAAGAAGGUUUUGAAGGUCAAAUGACAGCAGACAAUAUCGAAGUUGGCAUUUGUGAUGCAAACGGAUUCAGAAAGUUGGAUCCCUCCAACGUUAAAGAUUAUCUCGCUAAUAUCCCUUAAAUUUAAGUUUUUUAAAAAUGUAUUAUGGAAGUAAAAGCUUUGCAGACGUUAAUGGAUUCAAAUCAGAUUCUUGUAAUAAAUUCUCUUAUCCAAUAUAAAAAAA